Messenger RNA from Pistacia vera, 1952 nucleotides. RefSeq names its product delta(24)-sterol reductase. The record is from RefSeq and is a predicted model, not a curated record. Lineage: Eukaryota; Viridiplantae; Streptophyta; Magnoliopsida; Sapindales; Anacardiaceae. The coding region runs from base 102 to 1805 and encodes 567 amino acids. Gene Ontology annotation, biological process: steroid metabolic process. Gene Ontology annotation, cellular component: cytoplasm; membrane. Gene Ontology annotation, molecular function: oxidoreductase activity, acting on the CH-CH group of donors, NAD or NADP as acceptor; FAD binding. The transcript is spliced from 3 exons.
AUCAAAUUAAAGAUCGAUUAUUCUACACUUACCAGUGUGUGUAUAUAUUUAACUAGCAGAGCUUCAGCACCCAAAACGCUUAAGUGUCUUCAGUUCUUACAAUGUCAGAUCUUGAAGCACCCCUGCGCCCAAAGAGGAAAAGGGUGUGGGUUGACUACUUUGUUCAGUUCAGAUGGAUUAUUGUUAUUUUUGUUGUCCUCCCUAUCUCCUUCACUAUCUAUUUCCUCACAUAUCUUGGAGAUGUCAAAUCCGAAAUGAAGUCCUUCAAGAGGCGUCAGAAGGAACAUGAAGAAAAUGUUAAGAAAGUUGUAAAACGCCUGAAAGAGAGGAAUGCAUCAAAGGAUGGUCUUGUCUGCACUGCUCGUAAACCCUGGAUAGCAGUUGGAAUGAGGAAUGUGGAUUAUAAGCGGGCUCGUCAUUUUGAAGUUGAUUUAUCAGAGUUUCGUCACAUCCUUGACAUUGACAAAAACCAAAUGAUUGCAAAAGUUGAGCCUCUUGUCAACAUGGGGCAGAUCACCAGGGCUACCGUCCCAAUGAAUCUUGCCCUUGCCGUGGUUGCAGAGCUUGACGAUCUUACUGUUGGUGGCCUCAUCAAUGGCUAUGGAAUUGAAGGAAGUUCCCACCUCUAUGGCCUAUUCUCUGAUACUGUUGUUGCAUAUGAAAUUGUUCUGUCAGAUGGUCAGGUUGUCAGAGCUACCAAAGAUAAUGAGUAUAAAGAUCUUUUCUAUGCAAUUCCAUGGUCUCAGGGAACUCUGGGGCUUCUUGUCUCUGCUGAGAUAAGGCUCAUACCCAUUAAGGAGUACAUGAAAUUGACUUACAAGCCUAUAGUGGGUAAUCUAAAAGAUCUUGCACAGGCUUAUUCAGACUCUUUUGCGCCCAGAGAUGGGGAUCAGGAUAAUCCAGAGAAGGUUCCGGACUUUGUAGAAGGCAUGAUUUACUCUCCUACUGAAGGUGUAAUGAUGACUGGAAGAUAUGCCUCAAAAGAAGAGGCCAAACAGAGGGGGAAUGUGAUUAACAGCGUUGGUUGGUGGUUUAAGCCCUGGUUCUACCAGCAUGCACAGACAUCACUGAAGAGGGGAGAGUUCACAGAGUACAUACCUACCAGGGACUAUUACCACAGGCACACAAGGUGUUUGUACUGGGAGGGGAAGCUCAUCCUUCCAUUUGCUGAUCAAUUUUGGUUCAGGUAUCUAUUUGGCUGGUUGAUGCCACCCAAGGUUUCUUUGCUCAAGGCCACUCAAGGUGAAGCCAUCAGAAACUAUUACCAUGAGAUGCAUGUCAUCCAGGACAUGCUUGUUCCUCUUUACAAGGUCGGGGAUGCCCUUGAGUGGGUCCACCGUGAGAUGGAGGUAUACCCCCUUUGGCUCUGCCCACACAGGCUAUACAAGCUUCCUUUCAAAACCAUGGUGUAUCCUGAGCCAGGGUUUGAGCACCAUCGUAGACAGGGAGACACACAUUAUGCUCAGAUGUAUACUGAUGUUGGGGUUUACUAUGCGCCAGGCCCUGUGUUGAGGGGUGAGGUAUUCGAUGGUGCAGAGGCAGUUCACAAAAUGGAGCAAUGGUUGAUUGAAAAUCAUGGGUUUCAGCCACAGUAUGCAGUGUCCGAGCUGAAUGAAAAAAAUUUCUGGAGGAUGUUUGAUGCUGAGCUCUACGAGUACUGCAGGAGGAAGUAUAAGGCUGUGGGAACAUUCAUGAGUGUAUACUACAAGUCGAAGAAAGGAAGGAAGACGGAGAAGGAAGUGCAGGAAGCUGAGCAAGCUAUCAUUGAACCUGCUUAUAGUGAGGUUGACCAGCCGAUGGACUGAUUUUGAAGUGAAUUGGUAGGAUUUGUUGCUUUCUCCGUGUCAGUGUUAGGUGUCUUUGUAUUUCCUUUGAAUUGUAAUUUCCCAUGUUAUGCAGUAUCUCUAGUAUCUACUGACAUUGUUUGAGGGUUUGAGUUGUUUAACGGAUUA